Messenger RNA from Fusarium subglutinans, 3987 nucleotides. RefSeq names its product trp-asp repeat containing protein. The transcript is spliced from 5 exons. Gene Ontology annotation, molecular function: protein binding; catalytic activity. Gene Ontology annotation, biological process: nucleoside metabolic process. The coding region runs from base 1 to 3987 and encodes 1328 amino acids. The record is from RefSeq and is a predicted model, not a curated record. Lineage: Eukaryota; Fungi; Ascomycota; Sordariomycetes; Hypocreales; Nectriaceae.
AUGGAGUGCGAAAAGAAGAGGCUUGAUAGUCCGUCUUUCUAUACUAUCGGUUGGAUCGCGGCCCUUGCCAUCGAGCAGGCAGCAGCAAGGGCACUACUGGAUGAGGAACACUCUGAACCAAACAACUUUCAUCCAUCUCCUUCGGAUACGAAUAAUUAUAUCUGGGGUCGCGUAGGAAAACACAACGUUGUCAUCGCUUCUCUACCAGCAGGAGUCUAUGGAACAACCUCCGCUGCCACCACCGCAUCGGAUCUUGUACACUCUCUGCCGCAAAUCCGUUUUGGUCUCUUGGUCGGUAUUGGUGGAGCUAUAGCCAGGCCAAACGAUGAUCAGGAUAUUAGACUUGGCGAUGUUGUCGUUGGUCAGCCGCACGGUGUAACUGGCGGCGUUGUGCAGUAUGACUUUGGCAAGGCGAGAGCGAAUGGGAUUUGGGAACGGACAGGUUCGCUUGACAAACCACCUGCAGUCCUAUUGAAAGCUCUGGCGAAUUUGCAGGCUGAGCAUGAGAUUCGACCUUCCAAAAUAUCACGACUCGUCGAGAGUAUGCUGACAGCUAACCCUGGCAUGAAACGACCCGGCAGUAACUUCACAUACCAGGGCUCAGAGAACGACCGUCUUUUCCCAUCAGACUAUGAACACGUUGGUGGGAAGACAUGUGCCAAGUGCGAUGUCUCCCGCCAAAUCUCUCGUGAGGAACGGGAAACCACAGAACCGAUGAUCCAUUAUGGAGUUAUUGCUUCGGGCAACACUCUUAUUAAGGACGCCAAGUUCAGAGAUAGCCUCGCAGAGAGCAUAGGCUAUCAAUGCCUAUGUGUCGAGAUGGAAGCUGUAGGCUUGGUUGACAAGUUCCCAUGUCUUGUUAUUCGCGGUAUCUGCGAUUAUGCCGACAGCCACAAGAACGAUCAGUGGCAAAGAUACGCAGCAUCUACUGCUGCCGCAUUUGCUGUAGAGCUUCUUAGUUACGUUCCUGAGCGGCAACUCAAAGAGUCUCCACGAGUUCUUGAGAUACUGCAGUCACUGGAAGGUAAAGUGGAUUCCUUGAGCCAUCAAAUACAGCAGACCGAUCUCACCUCAACUCUUGACCAACUCCCCUUUGUAGCUGAAGCUAUAUUUAACUCUUACGCCGAGGAGCAUAGGCCGAGAUGUCUACCAGAGACACGUGUUCAGCUUCUCACUGAGAUAGACGAAUGGGUCACGAGUGCUGAGUCAAAGACCAUAUUCUGGCUGAAUGGUAUGGCAGGAACAGGGAAGUCAACAAUAUCACGUACUGUGGCACAACGGCAGUUGGAGCGAGACUGUCUUGGUGCAAACUUCUUCUUCAAAAGAGGAGAGGCAAGCCGGGGGAAUAUGUCAAAACUGAUUCCUACCCUGGUACGGCAAUUAGCAAUGUAUAUCCCUGGUAUGAUCGGUUUGAUCCAAAAGGCCAUCGAUGCCGAUCCGUCACUCCCAACGAGAACUGUUUCGGAACAGUUUGGGAAGCUUCUCAGAGAGCCUCUGGAGAAGCUUGCCGCUUCCUCACCAGAUCCAACGUCCUUUGUUUUCGUCAUAGACGCUCUUGAUGAGUGUGAAGGGGAAUUUCAUAUCAAGCGUUUACUUUCACUUAUCGCUGAACUGGGAUGCCUAGAUUCGCUAAAACUCAGAGUCUUCAUUACGAGCAGACCAGAACUUCCGAUACAGCUUGGAUUCUCAGACAUCAACGGCAUGUACCAGAGUCUUGAGCUCCACAGCAUUUCACAAGACAUCAUGGAGCAUGAUAUAUCUAUCUUUCUUCACCAUGAGUUGGGCAUCAUUCGAAAGAACUUCAAUUUUGUGGUUCGCAAUGAGCAACGGCUAUCUGAGCUGUGGCCGGGCACAGUCAAGAUUGAACAGCUUGUUUCUAAGACACAACCCCUCUUCAUCGCUGCGGCAACUGUUUGUCGGUUCCUAAAUGAUGCUACUCUUGGUAGCCCGGAUCAGCUUCUAGUAAGGAUUCUUGAGUCCAAUAGCCGCACGCAUAUGUCUCGCCUCAACGACAUCUACUCCUCCAUUCUCGCCUCACAGGUGGUCAAUAGACCGAGGAGAGAGCGAGAAGAGAUUGUCAAAAGCUUCCAAUCAAUCGUUGGUGCCAUCGUCACAUUAGCAACCCCGCUGACAAUCAAUUCUCUAUCAUUAUUGCUUCGUAUCUCUACCACGACAAUUGACAUGAGAAUCAAGGUUCUUCAGUCUGUUCUGGACGUACCCAAAACACCAGAAGUUCCCGUUAGGAUCCUGCAUCUAUCAUUCAGAGAUUAUCUCGUGGAUCCUGAUUUACAAGGAGCCACGGACUUCUGGGUGGACGAAAAGGCCACACACAGAAGGCUGGCAAGUCGUUGCCUCUUCGUCAUGGACUCGAUACUUUAUGAAAACAUUUGCAGACUGCCCUUUCCGGGAACAUCUCCAUCUGAGGUUGAAGGCCUAGACCCGCACAAAUUCAUACCUCCUGAGCUUCACUAUGCUUGUCAUUACUGGGUACACCAUUACAUAUCCUCCAACAGUGGAGAGUGCAAGGCCGAUAAAAUUUAUUCUUUCUUAGAAAAGCACCUGCUCCAUUGGUUGGAAGCCAUGAGUCUCCUUGGCCAUAUCACUCACUGCUUGAAUAUGUUGCAUGAAUUAGAUGCAUGGCUAGAGAAAUAUUCUUGUGAGAAGCUUUCGGACCUUGUCAAGGACUCUUUGAGAUUCAUCCGAACUCAUCUUUCCAUUAUUGACGAAGCCCCGCUGCAAGUCUACUCGUCGGCAAUAGUAUUUUCGCCAAAAAAGAGUAUCGUGAGACGUCUUUUCGCAAGUCGAGUCCCUAAGUGGCUCCUAGCCUGGCCAGGAGUCGAGAAUGAAUGGGGACCGUGCUCCCUGGUAGUAGGCCACAGUGCUGUAGUAAAGUCAGCUAUCUUUUCGCCUGAUUCAAAAACCAUUGCAUCGGUAUAUGCUGAUAACACUAUCCGAAUUUUAUCAACAAAGACCGGUAAAUGCGAGCAUGUUUUAGCAGGACACUCUGGUGAAAUCCAGUCAGUGGUCUUUUCACAAGAUUCCGAGAUCCUUGCCUCGAGCUCAACUGGCGGUACGGUACGGAUAUGGAAUUUGCAGACGGGAGACUGUGACGAAGUUUUGAAGUAUCCCUCACCUACGGGAAAGGCUUUUGCCUUCUCUCGCGAUUCGAAGGUGUUGCUCACAGCAAGUGGAAACCAAUUCAUAAGAAUCUGGAAGACACAGACUUGGGACCAACUCAUUCUGAAGGGACACACAGGAGCGGUCAACUCAGCUGUCAUUUCACAUGACUCGAAGAUGUUAGCCACGUCCUCGGACGAUGCAACAGUGAGACUAUGGAACACACAAACUGGUAAAUGCGAGAAGAUAUUCAACGGCCAUACAGGAAAGAUCAAUGUAGCAGCCAUCUCACCUGACAAUCAAAUGGUUGUCUCUGCUUCUGUCGACCAAACUCUGCGGAUCUGGGAUGUAGAGGCGAAUAAAUGCAAAAGGGUGCUCAGGGGCCACGACUGCCAUGUCGUAUCAGCGGUAUUCUCUCCCGACUCACGAAUGAUAGCUUCUGGAGACGCGGGGGGCCGCAUAGGCAUCUGGGAUGCUCGUAGUGGAGCAUUUUUGCACGAACUGAAAACCUCGUGCGACGGUAGAUUCAAGUCCCUGAUGUUUUCAGAAGACGCCACAAAACUUAUUGCCGUCCUCAGCACAAGAACCGCUCUGAUACAUGAUAUUCAGAGUGGAAAUUGUGAACAAGCCUUUGACUUUUCGUCCUCAAGUUUGAAUUGGUCAGUUGAGCUUUCUCAUGACUUGACAAUGAUUCUUACAGCCUCUUCGGAUGACAAUACUGUCCGAAUAUGGGAUCCUCACACCCAAAGAAAAGGCCUUGAAAGCGCCAAAAGCUUAAAUGAAAAGGUUCUGGAAGUGGAUCUAUCACCAAAUGGGAGAGCAGUGAUUUCCGCUAUGUUGACACUGGCCGAGGUUCCUUUGAUCGGCUGA